GUGCCCGCCUCGCGGAGCUUGGUUAGGAUGGAUGCAGGUCGCUUCCUUCUGCGUCGACUCCGAGCGACCUUCCGCUCCCUGGCUCUGAACGCGCUCAUGGACGCGCCACGCGCCAGGGCCAUGCAUGACGGGGGCGGCCCCCGAAGGCUCGCCAUCGAAGGCAACAUCGCUGUGGGCAAAUCCACCUUUGUGAAGUUACUCACGAAUACUCACCCAGAGUGGCAGGUGGCUACAGAACCUGUAGCGACAUGGCAGAAUGUCCAAGCUGCUGGCACCCAAAAAGACACUUCCAAAGGUCUUGGGAACUUGCUACAAAUGAUGUACCGAGAGCCAGCGCGAUGGUCCUACACAUUCCAGACGCUCUCCUUUUUGAGCCGUCUGAAAGUGCAGCUGGAGUCUCCCCCAGGGAGACUCCUGCAGGCAGAGAAGUCCGUGCGAGUCUUUGAGAGGUCUGUGUACAGUGACAGGUAUAUCUUUGCAAAGAACCUUUUUGAAAAUGGUUCCCUCAGUGACAUCGAAUGGCACAUCUAUCAGGACUGGCAUUCUUUUCUCCUGCAGGAGUUUGCGGAGCGGCUCUUGUUACAUGGCUUCAUCUACCUCCAGGCUUCUCCCCAGGUUUGUUUGGAAAGACUGUACCAGAGGGCCAGAGAAGAAGAGAAGGGCAUUGAGCUGGCCUAUCUUGAACAGCUGCAUGGUCAGCACGAAGACUGGUUUAUUAAGAAGACUACCAAGCUCCACUUCGAAGCUCUGCAACAUGUGCCAGUGCUGGUGCUGGACGUCAGUGAUGACUUCUCUGAGAACGCUGCCAAGCAGGAGGAGCUCAUGAGCCAGGUCAACACCUUUAUGAGGAACCUGUAAGCGGUAAUUGAGACGUCUUGGCUCUGGUCUGGUUCCAUCUUUCUGAAGCUAGCAAAUGUUGAUCUUCCAUCCAUCUUGUAUGCACAUCCCCUGGGCCCCUCAAGCAUCCCCAGACCCCACACACUCGGGUGUAUGCCCUCUUUAUACUGCUGGUUUUUUGUUGUUUUGUUUUUGUUUUUUAAUCUCAAGCACUUUAAAAAUAAAGCCAACUUAAGUUUGUUUCUCUAA
Messenger RNA from Arvicola amphibius (Eurasian water vole), 1086 nucleotides. RefSeq names its product deoxyguanosine kinase (gene Dguok). The transcript is spliced from 7 exons. Gene Ontology annotation, biological process: nucleobase-containing compound metabolic process. Gene Ontology annotation, cellular component: cytoplasm; mitochondrion. The record is from RefSeq and is a predicted model, not a curated record. NCBI's taxonomy places the organism in Eukaryota, Metazoa, Chordata, Mammalia, Rodentia, Cricetidae. Bases 28 to 858 code for a protein of 276 amino acids. Gene Ontology annotation, molecular function: deoxyguanosine kinase activity; ATP binding.